AUGAAGCUCGCCACCACCGUCUUUACGCUCCUCCUUGGCGGCGGGGUCAGCGCGCACCAGACGGUGUUUUCCGACCUGGACACAUGGGCCGACAAGCAGGCGAGCGCGGCAUGUGCGUGCCUGCUCACGCCCGAGCAGAUGGAGGGGCCGUUCUACCUCGACUAUGCGCUGAAGCGGGCCCACAUCACCGAAAGCCAGCCGGGGGUGCCCGUCCACCUCACGCUGCGCGUCUUUGACGUAUCGGACGGGUGUGCGCCGCUCGCGGGCGCCUGGGUCGAUAUCUGGUCUGCCGAUGCGGCGGGUGUCUACUCGGGCUAUGGCGCAGAGGCCGAGGAAGGACACAGCAGGCGUGACUGGAACCUCGUCGAUAUGGUCGUCCCCGGGCCUGGAGAUGGACGCCGCCCGCCCCCCGGAGGUCCUCCUCCCCCCGGUGGUCCUCCCGCCGGUGGCCAUGGCCCUCCAGUCGUGAACAACGCGACCUUCCUCCGUGGCGUGCAAGAGACUGACAGCGAGGGUGCAGUAACGUUUUACACUCUCUAUCCCGGAUGGUAUCCGGGCCGGACCAACCACAUCCACCUCAAGGUACACGCCCCGCUGUGGGGCCAGGAUGAGAAGGGCCACAACACGACGCACGGGCAGACGACGCAGCUGUACUUUCCCGACGCGGCCAACGACAAGCUCGCCCUCGUCCCGCCGUACAGCGACAACACGGUGCGCCGCACGCCCAACGAGCGCGACGGGCUGUAUCGCCAGAUGAAGGGUCUCAACGUCCUCAACGUGACGUUUGUGGGCGACGUGGCUGUCGACGGCCAUGUAUCGGCCGCGAUCGACCUCGGUAUCGACCGCUGGUGGUAG
Messenger RNA from Apiotrichum porosum, 855 nucleotides. RefSeq lists its product as uncharacterized. Bases 1 to 855 code for a protein of 284 amino acids. The transcript is spliced from 3 exons. Gene Ontology annotation, molecular function: oxidoreductase activity, acting on single donors with incorporation of molecular oxygen, incorporation of two atoms of oxygen; ferric iron binding. Lineage: Eukaryota; Fungi; Basidiomycota; Tremellomycetes; Trichosporonales; Trichosporonaceae. The record is from RefSeq and is a predicted model, not a curated record.